Molecule: messenger RNA, 195 nt
Organism: Acanthoscelides obtectus
Lineage: Eukaryota; Metazoa; Arthropoda; Insecta; Coleoptera; Chrysomelidae
Source: the annotation of a GenBank genome assembly
AUGCUCAGUCAAGAUAGCGAGUCAACCACACCUAGAACAGCUGGACAAGCUGGAUACACUUCUGGAAAUUAUUCUACUGCGGCUAUCCUAAUCAGGGAUCUAGCAACAUUUGUCUUUAGAAUCGUUUCAAAUAUAAAAGAGCUGACUUCGCUAAUUAAAUAUGAGCAAGAAUCGAAGAAAACCUUGCAAGCCUGA